CACACACACAUACACACACACGAUAUAUAGGUGGUUUGGCUGAAGAGGUUGAUGAGAAGGUGCUACAUGCAGCAUUCAUACCCUUUGGAGAAAUUGUUGAUGUUCAGAUCCCAUUGGACUAUGAAUCCGAAAAGCACAGAGGAUUUGCAUUUAUUGAAUUUGAGAUUGCCGAAGAUGCAGCAGCAGCUAUAGACAAUAUGGUAUAUUUAUAAAAUACUUAGCGUCAUUGUAAGUUGUUUAAUAGCGAUUCUCUGAUAUCAAGAAAUUUUUAAUUUUAACUUUUUUGUUGCUGUAAAAAUUAAUUAAUUUUACUGAAUUAUUAAUAAUAAAUGUCAUUUAUUUUAUACAUAAUAAAAAGUAUAUAAACAUGGUCUAAUUCAAGCAGAUUGUCUAGUAUUAGGAACAUGUUAACAUAUUGGCGACGGAUGACGCAUAAAUGCGUCAUUUAGGUUCUUGGAUACAGAUGACGCAAAUAUGCGUCGUAAUCGACAUCUUCAUACAUUUGUCUCAAUAUAAAUUUAUAAGGCGUUAUUAGUGGUUCAAUUUCUUGUCAGAAAUGUCAUGUUGGAUGUUCCAUGAAUUGGUUAUUGGUUUAUCUUUCUGUUAAUUGGUUAUUGGUUUAUCUUUCUGAAAAUCAGCAAUGAGUGAUACUGAGACAGGGUCUCUCUUCUCGCUUUUCCCUAAAAUUUUUUUUUGGAAAUAUUCAUUAGAUAAAGAAUUACAGCAAAUUCUGUUCAAUGUUACUCGAAUGAAACGAUAGACACAAAACCGUCCCGUACCCACGUCAAGCACGGCGCGUAACUUAAAAUUUUUAUGACUGUCUGAAGAGAGAUGUAGAUAUGCAAAUGUGCAUUGCUCGAUCAAUUAUAAUUUCCAUCGAUAAUUAGAAUCACAUGGUAAA
This is a messenger RNA of Dinoponera quadriceps, 901 nucleotides long. RefSeq names its product peptidyl-prolyl cis-trans isomerase E-like. The transcript is spliced from 2 exons. NCBI's taxonomy places the organism in Eukaryota, Metazoa, Arthropoda, Insecta, Hymenoptera, Formicidae. The record is from RefSeq and is a predicted model, not a curated record. Gene Ontology annotation, molecular function: RNA binding. The annotation marks the transcript as partial.